Molecule: messenger RNA, 1258 nt
Organism: Gasterosteus aculeatus aculeatus (three-spined stickleback)
Lineage: Eukaryota; Metazoa; Chordata; Actinopteri; Perciformes; Gasterosteidae
Source: RefSeq, a predicted model, not a curated record
AUCUGUUCUGUCUCUGAAGGUGAGCCAUGUCCAGUUCAGCCUCCCAGUGGACUCCUCAGCGUCCUUUUCUCCUCCUUUUGGCGUUUUGCUUCAUCUCCCUUUUCAUCUCGUACAAGGCCGACAUCACCUACCCCGAUUUAGGAAGAGUUGGUCAGUUUUGUCCUGCCUUCCUGUGUGCAGAGAGAGCACAGAGCCAUGACUCAAUCCCCAGCAACUCCACAGAGCUCCUCAAUAAAUCACAUUCAGGUCCGACCGAGAAGCUCCAGGCGGCAGCAGUGGACGCUGAGCCCGACACAGUUGUGCUGGUCUGGAUGUGGCCGUUUGGCUUCAAAUUUGAACUCAACUGCGACAUUUUCAAUUUCACAAGAUGCCACUUAACAGAUAACAGGGAACUUUACCAUAAGGCCCACGGGGUGGUCUUCCACCACAGGGAUAUACAUGGAAGUUUAGAAAACAUGCCCAAAGUGCCACGCCCCGUUUAUCAGAAAUGGGUUUGGUCAAAUAUGGAGUCGCCCACCAACUCAGGUAAAAUCACUGGACUGAAUGAGCUUUUCAACUUGACAUGCAACUAUCGGCGUGAUUCAAGUAUCCCAGUGCCUUAUGGGUAUCUGUAUCCCGUGACCUUUGCAGAGGAGAGUUUCAAAUUGCCAGUAAAGGACAAGUUGGUGUGUUGGAUUGUGAGCAACUGGAGCCCGAAUAUGAAGAGAGUUCAGUACUACACUGAACUGAAGAAACACGUAACGAUUCAUGCUUAUGGGAGAGCCUUUGAAAAACCUAUUGGUAAUGAAGACUUUGUAAAAAUUAUUUCUCCUUGUAAAUUCUACCUCUCCUUUGAGAACUCCUUCCACAGAGAUUACAUCACAGAGAAGUUCUUUAAUCCUUUGACUUGGGGAAGUGUUCCGGUAGUUAUGGGCCCGCCAAGACACGUGUAUGAGGGCCACGCCCCAGCUGAGUCUUUCAUUCAUGUCGAUGACUUUCCUUCUCCAAAGGAGUUGGCAGAGCGGCUACUUUACCUUGACCAAAAUCACACCGAGUACAUGCGAUUCUUCAACUGGAGAAGCGCGUUUAAAGUUAAAGGCGCUCUGUUUGGAAGAGAAAUCGCCUGUAAAACAUGUAGAUACUUACAAAACCACAAGGAGUACCAAGCUUUUAAUGAUCUGAACACUUGGUACUGGGGCUGAGAGGGUGUGAACGCUUCAUUCAAAAUAUUACACUGUGUAUUUAACUUUAUUUGUUGCUAAUAAAGUGUCCAAAUAGA